AUGCUAAGUUGGUGGACAUUUAGGGCAUUCGACGAGUUAGUUGAAAAAGCGACAUCAGAAGACAUCCCAGCGGGGAUAGAAGAUCUUACUUCAUGUCUUGAAAUAUGUGAUAAAAUUAGGAGUAAAUCAGUUCCUUCAAAAGAUGCAAUGAGGAGUCUUAAGAGGAGGAUGGCACACAAAAGCGCCAAUGUUCAAAUUCUGACAUUAAAACUUAUAGACCUGUGUGUAAAAAAUGGAGGAGAUCAUUUCUUGUUAGAAAUAUCAUCUAGAGAGUUUAUGGAUAAUCUUGUGUCAUUAUUGAAGACAAAUAAGACAACAGAACAUGAUGUUACAGCGAAAGCAGAUGUUAGGAAGAAGAUAUUAGAACUUAUUCAAGUAUGGGCAGUUUUGUUUGAAAAAAAGAAACAUCUUGGCUAUGUUUGUACAGUAUAUGAGGAUCUUCAGUCACAAGGAUACGAAUUUCCGCCAAAAGAGCCUCUUAAUUCGACAUUCAUUGAUUCAUUUUCACCCCCAGAAUGGAGUGAUUCUAGCAUUUGUAUGCUUUGUAGAACUAGAUUUACAUUUAAAAACAGAAAACAUCAUUGUAGAAAUUGCGGGGGAACCUUUUGUCAAUCAUGCUCUUCAAAAUCACGACCUCUUUUAUAUAUUGGUAUUAUUGAACCAGCUAGAGUCUGUGAUAAUUGUUAUUCUAAAAAAACGCAAACUCCUGCUAUUUCUAUGCCUAAUAAUGUUUUGGACAUGGAAAACCCUAAAAAUACAAAUAUAGAUGAUGAUAGUGAUUUAAAAUAUGCUAUAAAAUUGUCUUUAGAAGAAAGUAAAUUACAAGAAUCAAAAUUUCAACAAGACUUUCCUAAAGAUCACAAAAGACAAUAUUCAGAUGAUGAAGACUUAAAAAAAGCGAUUUCAUUAAGCUUAAAAGAAUCGGAGCAAUCAAAAUCAGUCAGUUUUACACCUAAUGUAAAAACAAUUGUUCCAGAUCUUCAACCUAAAUUUGAGCAUGAACUUACUGCAUUAGAGAUAGAAAACAUUAAUACUUUUUGCAUGUUAAUUCAAAAACUUCAAAUGGCACCUAUAGGAUCAAUUUUAAGAGAUCAUUAUGUUCAAGAAUUACAUGAUUCAGUUAUAAAAUUAAAACCAAAACUUAUUCGUUCUUUAGGCAAUACUAUUAGUAAAUACGAAAAAUUAAUUGACAUUCAUUCUAAACUUUCAACGGUCAUGAAAUAUUAUGACAAAUUAUUGGAGGAUCGCUUAUCUACUGCCUAUUCAAGACAUCAUGUUUCUUCUAUUCAUGAAAAAAGUUCUUUACAUCCUUUUAACCAAACUUAUGAUCCAUCUUUAUUAACACCAACCUCUUCAAUGCCUUCUGAAUAUUAUUCACAUUAUAAAGAACUUCGGCAACAGAAAAAUACUUCAUUCUAUUCAUCUUAUAUACCAUCACAACAUGCUUCUUCAACUUCUAUUUCACCUUCAAAGGAAAUUAUUUCUUCCACCAUACCAAAUUAUUCAUCAAACACAUUUUCACAAGACACCUUCACAAAUAAACCUUCUUCUACUUUUAUUAAGGAUUCAUGUUCACCUAUUCAUGAUCAACAUAACCCAAAUCACUCAUCUUUGCAUCAAAAAAACCCUUUACAAGAUAAAACUGAACCAUCAACACAAGUAUCUCUCAUUGAUUUAUAA
This is a messenger RNA of Pneumocystis murina B123, 1680 nucleotides long. RefSeq lists its product as hypothetical. The coding region runs from base 1 to 1680 and encodes 559 amino acids. The record is from RefSeq and is a predicted model, not a curated record. Gene Ontology annotation, biological process: protein targeting to vacuole; protein transport to vacuole involved in ubiquitin-dependent protein catabolic process via the multivesicular body sorting pathway. Gene Ontology annotation, molecular function: ubiquitin binding; phosphatidylinositol-3-phosphate binding; metal ion binding. Lineage: Eukaryota; Fungi; Ascomycota; Pneumocystomycetes; Pneumocystales; Pneumocystaceae. Gene Ontology annotation, cellular component: ESCRT-0 complex. The transcript is spliced from 7 exons.